Messenger RNA from Ostrea edulis (European flat oyster), 2666 nucleotides. Its product is annotated as myosin heavy chain, skeletal muscle-like. The record is from RefSeq and is a predicted model, not a curated record. Gene Ontology annotation, biological process: regulation of apoptotic process. The coding region runs from base 228 to 1634 and encodes 468 amino acids. The transcript has 3 exons. NCBI's taxonomy places the organism in Eukaryota, Metazoa, Mollusca, Bivalvia, Ostreida, Ostreidae.
ACAAGCCGCAUGUUUGGUACAGUCAGUCUGAUGUUCAGGAGAUAUUUAAUUCCAUACUGUGGGAAUCCUGUAUUGUGCCAAGAACGGGACAAAGCCUCACGAACAUUCAGGCUAGGAGGUGCUGGAAUGGUAGAUGCUAAAAUUUGAGCUGCCAAUUAAAAACUUUAAGUGUCAUUGAAAUCGUGGAUUAAUAUAAAACUUUAUUUCACCAAAGCAAAUUUUCAAUUAUGGAUCCAGAACAAAGAAAACGAAUCACCUCAAACAUCACUUUUUUGAAAGAACGGUUGGGAUAUUUGGACCCAAUUCUCGACCGUCUUGUGGAGAAAAAUGUGUUGACAAUGGAACAGAGAGAACGGAUCGAGAAGGUGCAGCCACCCACCCCACACAAAAAAUUCAACGAGUUCAUUCAGUUUCUGCUGGCUUCGCCGGACUCUGGAACGUUUCCUAAUUUUAUUACGUCUUUGGAAGAAGAACGAUUUUUCAAUAUUGUUGAAAAACUACAAAAGGAUGUUCCCGGAAGGAAGUCCGUAUCACGCGACACCUACGUCAGACCUCAGACAAGCGUCUCCCGUCCAACUACAGCGGGGGUGAUACAGCAACAGAGCACUGAACCUGUAGUAGCUGCAUAUCCAGAAAGAGCGGUAAGAUCAAAGACAACGAUAUACAGACAACCAGCGUAUCAUCUUGUCGACGACGACACGGAUACCACUCCAUCCGAAUCACCCGCUCCCCAAAGUCCCUCCCCCGUCAGCCGACCUAAAACCUCAAAUCACGAUGCACAUUACGGAGGCUCUAAAAUCGCUGACAGAGUAACAGUUGCUGUGGGUCACAUGUUUGCGGAGUUCAGUGGAAAACUGACCAAUGAUCUUUUGGAUGGAUUUGAAAGGAGACGUCACGAGGAAAGGAUUGAUAUGGAAAUACGAAUUGAGAAGAAAAUUGAACACAUCGUCGAGAAACGUGUAGAUGAAAAACUUGUGACGUUCAAGCAAGAAUGGGAGGAAGAGAAAUCGAACUACUUACAGGGUAAUCAGAAGGCUCUCAAUUCUCUUCAUGACAGCAUUGAGAGAUUGCAAGCUUACCAGGAGGAAUACCUCCAACUCAAACAAAAGUACGAGCAGCUACAACACACUCACUCUCAGAUGCGCGAUAAAGAAAACGAGAGGUGGCAGAAGCUGUCUUCUUUGAACAAAGAAAACAACCAUUUGAAGAACGAUGGAGAAGUUUUGCGAGGACAAAUCAUUGAACUCAGGGAUCGAGUUCACGAGCUGGAGAGUGACAACCGAGUCAUGAAGGACAACGAGAUCCAGGAUCAAUGCAAGAUCAACCAGCUGGUGGCUGACAAAGAAGAUCUUUUAGCCGAGCUAGAGAGAACAGAACGCGAGAAGAUGGACCUUAAGAUGCGGGUAGACACUCUCUCACGAGAGAUCGAGAAGCUGUUGAAUAACCAACAGGAACGUGCCAGCCAAGAAGACAAGGCGUAUCAAGAUGCGCUGCGUAAACAAAAUGACCGUUUGGACGAGUUGUAUAAGGUCGUCCAAGCUCUUUCUGAUCGGGAUCGACAGACAAGAAAUUUGUUCAUCGGUGGUUCCACCAUGUCAAAGACUAUCAGAACGUCCUCGAGACCACCAAAAUAAGAGUUACCUUACGCUCGGAAGUCCACGUAAAAUAUAUACAUCUUUGGUUUGGUUUAUUUUAUUGUUUUGCAUCACAAAGCACACACUAAAUUCUGUUGAAUUAUUACUCUGUUAAAGAUCAGUGAAUUGGUAUUAUUAUAGACAUGAAGUAAUGUAAGUAUAUAUAUAUAUAUGUUGUUUCGAACUUCACUAAUUCGUAUCAUUUGUUUCCGUAUAACAAUAUCACUGAGAAAAGUUUUCAUAUUUUCAGUAAUUACAUAUAUUGAUGUAUUCAUUAUCAUCUUAGUGCAUGCAUUCGGCUAUGAUCAUUGUUGAUUUAUAAGUACAGAUAUUAUUGUACAGUUUGAUCUUUUAGAACAUGUAUAUGACUGAGAACCUUCAAUGUACUAAUAUUUCGUUAAUAUGAGUCACAAUAAUUCGUUUGUCUUCUCAACAAUUUCUCCUUAAUGCUUAAAAAAAAUUACAAAUAUUGUUUUGGAAUUUCAGAGACAUUCUGUCUCAUCUCUAUUCAAAGAGUUUAAAUUAUUGAUUUUAAUCGGUUAAUCUUCGGACAACCCUGCAUUUUGUGGUGUUUUGUUUCUAUUGUAUGAAAUCAGUCUUCCAACAUUUAGAAUUGUUCCAUGCACUGCUUUAAGUUUUGUUGAUAUGCCAAGUUUCAUAUUGUGUUCAUAUUUUUUCAUAUAUGUACUUAGUACAUCCGCGGAAUAAAUGUUUCUCAAUUAUUAUUCAACCAUUGUAGAUUUUGCAUGAUUAUAAUAUGAUCUUAUUCCUAAUCAAUAAUCUCAUUAUUUUUUAUAAUAUUUAUUACGUUGAUUGAGAAUGAAAUGCUCAAAGUAGAUAAAUCUAAGUUAUCUAUCAAUUUUCUGUUUUUUAGGUUUAAAGUUUUCAAUCAGCGUGUUAUUUAUGCAGUAUUUACGGCUUACUCCAAAACCACUGUACUGUGACGAAAUCAGAACAAGUUAUUUUUUUUAUGAAAAUAAUUCUUAUUUAUAAACUGUUUUACAAAAUAAAAAAAAAUGAAUUUUCAUGAAA